AUGGCUGAAAUAUUUCAAUAUGGUGAAAUGAUUGAAUGUAGUAAACGAUUGAAAAUACAAUGCAGAACUCACUUGCAGAAGGUGUGGUUCUGUUUUCAAUGCGGGAAACGUUAUCAGUGGCGUGGUUCCUUGAAGAGUCAUAUCCGGGUGGAAUGUGGAAAAGAACCUACAUUCACAUGUCCAAUUUCCACCUCGAAGAAAUUAUGGUUGUGCUUCCAGUGUGGCAAACGAUACAUGUGGAAAGACUCGUUGAAGAAGCACCUGAGAGUCGAGUGCGGCAAGGAGCCCACGUAUGAAUGCCCGAUUUGCGGCCGGAAGUUCAAGCACAAACACCGUUGGCAGUCUCACGCCAGACUGAUACAUUAUCUCGAUAUUUGA
This is a messenger RNA of Apis florea (little honeybee), 378 nucleotides long. RefSeq lists its product as uncharacterized. The record is from RefSeq and is a predicted model, not a curated record. NCBI's taxonomy places the organism in Eukaryota, Metazoa, Arthropoda, Insecta, Hymenoptera, Apidae.